Messenger RNA from Bombina bombina (fire-bellied toad), 2662 nucleotides. Its product is annotated as THAP domain-containing protein 3-like. The transcript is spliced from 2 exons. NCBI's taxonomy places the organism in Eukaryota, Metazoa, Chordata, Amphibia, Anura, Bombinatoridae. Gene Ontology annotation, molecular function: sequence-specific DNA binding. The record is from RefSeq and is a predicted model, not a curated record. The coding region runs from base 197 to 607 and encodes 136 amino acids.
AAUAAAGAAUAGUUUUAUCUUAUACAGGAGAUUUUUUUUGCGCUUUUUUGGUGUCUACUUGUGGAAUAUAUUUUGCUCUUUCUUUGGAUGCCGAUUACAGACCGGCUCUGACGCCACAGCUGCAGGUCUCCACCUUGAUUCUCAUACUUCGUUCCCCACAGUGACUGAAACCUACGCACAAGUUACAGAUGAGCAAAUGCUUUGUAAAAGGAUGUCCAUCAAAGCAUGGAAGCGCUACAAAACACCUGACAUCAGUUUACAUUGUUUUCCACACUCAAGAAAUAGAAUACGACAAUGGCUUUCAGUAACUGGACAGCCUUUUGAUAAUUUUGACAAAAUGGUUAAAAAAAGUAUGACGCUGAUAGCAACUAUCAAUUACAGAAUAUGUUCUAAACAUUUCAAAGAAGAAUGUUUUACAACGGUUGGAUCAAGGAAGACAUUAAGACAUGAUGCGGUACCAACUAUAGAUAUUAAUGAAUCUCAGGAAAAUGUUGAUGAAAUGGAUACAUUGCCUUCAUGUUCAGGCAUUCAAAAGACAAAGGAAAUUGAAGGAGAAAGAAAAGUGGAUGCUAUUGAUAGCGAUAGUGAGAAUAUCAUGGAACAUUGAUCAUAUAUAUUUUAGAGAAGUUUCUAGUACACAUAGCAUUGAUCAACAACCGUCAACAUCGUUCCAUCUGUCUCAGAUAUUAGUAAUCCCAAUAUCAGAGAAAAGAACGUAUCUUUUAUGUCGAAAAAUUAUAGAUUGAAUGAACCAAACAUACCGUCAAAAAGAAGAUUUAGUAAAAUUUCAAAAGAAUUGAAUGUUGACGUUCUAAGAAGAUCACCUAGAGAAAAAAAAAUAGAAACUAAAAAAAAUGUUUUAACCCCAACUGCCAAUCUAGUUAAAACAAAUUCUGUUGGGACUUGGGCAGGAACAUACAAUUAAUUCAUAUUAGAAAUAGCUCAUUAUCAAAUAAUUUUUGAGGAUGAAGAUUUAAAUUUCAUCGAUCAAGCGGUCUCAACUCCAAAGCAGAUCACAAAACAAUAUCAUAUAUCUACCUCCACACUGAUUAAUGUCAUUGAGUCUCGUCUUUCAAAACCAACAAUUGUUCAUGAACAUUCAUGCUUAGAUGAACAACAAAUGUUUGAAAUAUCUGAUGUUCAAGAACCACCUACAGUAUUGGAUGUUGAAAACCCAUUUACAGUAUCCGAAGAUGAAACAGAUUUGGAGCAAUCAAAUCUCUGUUCACCUAUUGCUGAAAAGACAUAUCAUAUGUUCCUGAAUCAGCAACUUCUAAGUCCUCUGAAGAAUGUGAAAAACAAAAUGAUGAAACAUCAAAAAAAAUUGUUGACGAAAGAAAAUUUAUUGUGUUUGAGUCCUGUCUUGAUUUUCUUUUUACUUUUUUAACAUGCACAUAUAUGAAAACAUGUUCAUCUCCUAAAAUGUUUUAAAGUCAGUAACAGGAACAAAUCUGUCAAUACAUGUUGAAUGUACAGCCGGACAAAAAUUCAAAAUCUGGGACAGCCAACCACAGUGAGAUAGUUUAGACUUCUCAGCAAAGUAUUGCACGUACACAAUGAUGGAAGACACUACACAAAAAAUUAUUGAUUUUGAGAUAAUGCAAGUGUCCGAAGCAAGUUCAUCCAUCGCAAUGGAAGCAAAAACAUUCAAACGUUGCAUGAACAACAUGCUUGCUGAAGGAUUGAACAUAAUGUCUGUAGCAACUGACCGUCACAUUUCCAUCAGGAAAAUCAUGCGUGAGGAGUACAAGGACAUUCAACAUCAAUUCGAUCUAUGGCACUACAACAAAAGUUUAAAAAAAAACCUAUUAGCUUUAACAAAAAAUUGUGAUAAUCGAUCGUUAAUACACUGGAUACCACUGAUCUCAAAUCAUCUGUGGUUCAGUGCGGCCUACUGUAAAGGAAUUUUAACUCUAUUUGAAGAAGUCUGAAAAUCUAUGCUGAUGCAUGUGAUAAAUAAACAUUCAUGGGAACACAGAGAACUUAUAAAGAAAUGUAUCCAUAAAGAUCUAACAGAAGAUGAAAUAAAAGAACGUCCAUGGUUGACACAAUCAUCUAUAACUUACUCAGAGCUUUGCAUGUUGAUCAAUGAUCCCAAGAUGGCAAAAGAUAUGGUGCACCUAAAAAAUUAUUGCCAUACUGGGAGAAUAGAGGUGUUCCAUAGCAUGGUUUUAACAUUUCAACCGAAGAGGGUACACUUCAAAAUGGACGGGAUGGUAGCAAGAACACAAUUGGCAGUCAUGUCUCAUAAUUCAAAUGUAGAUAGACAACAAGCAAAAGUGCUGAGAGAAACAAAAGUUAGUCGUAGAUUAGGAGAAGAAAGAUACAAGGCAGCUUACUCCAAGAUGAGUAAAAAAUGAAAUGCAAAGAUUGUGUAUGAAGGAACAACAAACGAAUAUGUGUUUCCAAUCAUGGUUGACAUUUUAGAAUUAGUGAAAGGAGAUUUAAAGUACAACUGGGAGUCAAAACUUUCACAAUUACCGCCAAACAUUUCAGUUAUUCCACGCCCUAGUACGGCUGAAUUAGUUGAAAAACAUCAAACAAAAUUUGCUAGAAAGGAACUGUUCAAAGUGGUUGAAACUUAAUUACUACUAAAAGAUAAAAAAAAAUGUUUUACUGAUAUCAAGUGAUAGAUAUUUAACAUUAAUAAAAUGUUAUAAAA